Sardina pilchardus (European sardine) is the source of this 5434-nucleotide messenger RNA. RefSeq names its product phospholipase C, delta 3b (gene plcd3b). Gene Ontology annotation, biological process: lipid metabolic process; release of sequestered calcium ion into cytosol; phosphatidylinositol-mediated signaling. The record is from RefSeq and is a predicted model, not a curated record. The transcript is spliced from 15 exons. Bases 809 to 3181 code for a protein of 790 amino acids. Gene Ontology annotation, molecular function: phosphatidylinositol-4,5-bisphosphate phospholipase C activity; calcium ion binding. NCBI's taxonomy places the organism in Eukaryota, Metazoa, Chordata, Actinopteri, Clupeiformes, Clupeidae.
AUUAUUUCGUUCAACUCAUUAUCUUGGAACUGCUUGCUGGUGGACGAGGUCAGCCUGUCUUUUAUCCCAGGACCGUUAGUGUGGGGUCUCUACUUUCUCUUGUCAACGGGUCUCCGAUCUUUGUUCAUACGCACAGUUUCACGAUGACCUAGUUCUUUUGUGAUUUAUCAAACGGCUCUGAGGGAGUUUGUUGACCCUUCAUCUGUGCAUUGAGGAGGGCAAGCAUGGUAGGCUAUACGCGUGUCGAGGCUUUCUGACAAUAUUUGAGAUGAACAAGUCUCAUUUAUUUUUACCAAUGAAUGCUGCCUGAUUCGAUAGGAUACUGGUGUUGCCAGUGUAGUGUAAUAACUGAUCAGUGAAUGUGAUUGCUUGCGUUAUCGAGGGGAGGACCCAUUUGAGUAGUGUAGGCUGCUACAUGCGUCUACUCACAUUGGCUAGUUCAUAGAUUGUUUCCUGCAGUAAAACUGGUAGUGAUUUGCUUCAUUUUCUUUUUAAGCGGAUUAGGUAACGUCAGACUCAUAGGGUGACUAGCAUAGGAUCCUUCGUUCAGGGUGUUGUUAAAGCAAAUAGCCUACCUUCUUUUAGCUUCCCAAAACACUUGCUGACAUCACCAAUGGGCAGUCUCUAACCUUAUCAUCAACUAUAAAUAAUGGGGAGAUGUGCAGUCAGAAACACAACAUAGGCCAACGCUACUGCACCGACCUAGAGUGUCAGGACAGAAAAACGUUAUUCAUUCAGGGAAAAUCGACUCCUUUUCCCAAGACGCAUCCCGGGACAUUGAGAAGAAGUACCCCAGCAUCAGGGUAUCAUGCUGGGCAACGCGAAGAAGCCAAGUCCCACGAAGCAGAAGAACGGGGCGGGAACAUCAGGAUCGAAGAGCACUGACCCUUUAAAGAAUUUAGGUGUGCAUGAGGAUGACGAUGUGCGGCGGAUGCAGCAGGGGGCGGCCAUGAUGAAGGUGCGCUCUCCGCGGUGGCAACGGCGGCGCAUGAUGAAGCUGCUCGACGACGGCGUCACCGUCUGGUGCGAGUCCAACAAGACCUCCAGCAGGGCCAAGUCACGCCAGUCCUUCUCAGUGACGGAUGUGGAGUGUGUGAUGGAGGGCUGCCAGUCGGAGGCGCUGCGUAAGCUGGGCAAGAAGGGGCAGGAGGCCGAGUGCCUGACCAUCGUGUUCAAGGGGCCGCGGAAGAGCCUGGACAUCCACUGCCCCAGCCAGCAGGACGCCCAGAGCUGGGCGCGCGGGAUCCGCACGCUGCAGGACCGCAUGGAGAACAUGACCCAGGCCCAGAAGCUCGACCACUGGAUCCAUGCGUACCUGAAGCAGGCGGACGAGGACAACGACGGGAAGAUGAGCUACGAGGAGACGCAGACGCUGCUGCAGAUGAUCAACAUCGACCUGAGCGAGCAGUACGCACGCAGCCUCUUCAAGAAGUGUGAUCGCACUGCGGACGGGCGUCUCCAGCACGGCGAGAUCGAGCUGUUCUGCCGCGAGCUGCUGCGGCGGCCGGAGCUGGACGCCGUGUUCCAGCAGUACUCGGCCAACGGCACCGUGCUGUCCACCGUCGACCUGCGCGACUUCCUGCGCGAGCAGGGCGAGGACGCCUCGCUUAUCCACGCCCAGAGCCUCAUCCUCACCUACGAGCUCAACGAGUGGGCCCAGAAGAACCAGUACAUGACGCCCAACGGCUUCACCAUGUACAUGCUGUCCAAGGAGAACGUGGUUCUGGAGCCGAAUCACCAGCGCGUGUACCAGGACAUGAGGCAGCCCCUGGCCCACUACUACAUCAGCUCCUCACACAACACCUACCUCACCAAGGACCAGCUCAUGGGAGAGAGCAGCACCGAGACUUACAUGAGAGCCCUGAGCCAUGGCUGCCGCUGUGUGGAGCUGGACUGCUGGGACGGAGACAACGGCGAGCCGGUCAUCUACCACGGACACACACUCACCUCCAAGGUCACCUUCAGGGAGGUCGUACUCACCAUCAACGAGUACGCCUUCAAGGCGACUCCGUACCCUCUGAUCCUAUCUCUGGAGAACCACUGCUCUGUGGAGCAGCAGGCGGUGAUGGCCCAGCAGUUGCGCUCCAUCCUGGGGGACAAACUGCUCACCAAGCCCCUCAGUGACAAGGAGCUCCAGAGCCUGCCCUCUCCUGAGGCUCUGAAGGGGAAGAUCUUGGUGAAAGGGAAGAAGGAGCGCAGGGCUGAGGAGAGCUCGUCCAGCUCCGACAGCUCCUCCUCUGAGGACGAGGCCAAGGGAGACAGCAAGCCCAAGCCCAAGGCUGAGGCCAAGAAGUGCCAGUGCACGUGUGUGUCUCCCCAGCCCGUGUCCAAGCUGAGCCCGGAGCUGUCGGACGUGGUGGUCUACACGCGCAGUGUUCCCUUCAAGGGCUUCCAGCAGGCCGCCCACAAACCGCCCAACGAGAUGUCCUCCUUCUCCGAGAGCGAGGCGCUCAAACACGUCAAAGAGUCAGGGAAGUUGUUUGUGCGUCACAACGCCAGGCAGCUGAGCAGGAUCUACCCGUCCGGUCAGAGGGUCCAGUCGUCCAACUACAACCCCCAGGACAUGUGGAACGCUGGCUGUCAGAUCGUCGCCCUGAACUUCCAGACGCCCGGCGAGCCCAUGGAUCUGAACCAGGGGCGGUUCCUGACCAAUGGCGGCUGCGGUUACGCGCUGAAGCCUGGCUUCCUGCGCCAGGCCGAGUCCGAGUUCAACCCGGAGAACACCGGAGGGGGGCCUGGACAUAGCCCUGUCCUGCUGACCGUUCGUAUAAUCUCCGCCCAGCAGCUGCCCAAGUCGCCCCAAGAUAAGCCCAACUCCAUAGUGGACCCAUACGUGUGGGUGGAGACCCAUGGAGCACCCAUAGACAACAACAAGAAGAAGACGCACCGCAUCGACAACAACGGUUUUAACCCUCGGUGGGACUGCACCUUUAAGUUCCAGCUGCAUGUCCCUGACUUGGUGCUGGUGCGCUUCGUGGUGGAGGAUCACGACUACACCUCCAGAAACGACUUCCUGGGACAGUUCACUUUGCCCUUAACCAGCAUGCGGACUGGCUACAGACACGUCCGACUGCUGAAGGAAGACGGCACCAGCCUGUCCCCGUCCACCCUCUUCAUCCACGUCAAGCUCACACCCUCACACAGCUCACUCACCAAGAAAGCGUCUCCACAGAAAGCCUGAACACUACAUCACCCAUAAGCCUUUGCUGCAGAUCGUUGGAAGGGGCUGUGGUAUUUUUUUAAUGCUGUUACAGUCAUAACUGAGUCGUUUUUACUGAAAAUGUUUUAGCUACUUAAUAUGCUCAGGAACACAUCUACAGAUUGAGGAAAGGGAUCAGUAGCAGUAUCAGUGGGCAGUGGUAUUGGUUGAAGGACUCACAUAGACCAAUAGGGGGUGCUAUAAGGUUUAAAUAACAAAUUGUGACCAAUCAUACGUUGUCAUAUUAACUUGUCCACUUAGAGGGACCAAUCAAAGUGAGUGAUGAUUAACACUAGUGACCAAUGCUUACUGAUUUUUUUUUUUAUUAAUUCUGUUUCUGCCAUUUACAGUCAACAAUCAAAUAUUGUCUUCUUUUGAUCUUUGAGUGAGACCAACUAAGGUGAACUUAUAAUGAGCAAAUCUUGGAGAACCAAUUCUACUAGAGCAGGCAGUGUUGUUGGAUGAAAAAACUGAAAAUGCCAUGCAUUCCUCAAAAUCAGUUUCAACGUUUCAGGUCAAAGCAUGAUGCAGCUGAAAGAGACAAUACAUUUGCAUCAUUUUUAUAUCAUUGAAUGCUGAUAGAGACUGAAAAGCAAUAGUGUAGGCAUGCGAUAUAUUAUAAUGCUUAUAGAGCCAUGUAGCACGUAGCCUACAGCCUGUUUUAAUAUUUAAUAUUUAAUGUAUUUCUUAGAAUUUAAAUUUAUUUUAGUUUUUAUUUCGUUAGAGCUUUCUAUAGACAGGGUCAAGAUGGUGCAGAAAGAACUGUACCUUGGUGGAAACACCAAAGUUGAAAAAGAAGAUACGCGAUCAAAAGCUGAAAGGAGAACCGUCCACAUAACAAUGCCUGAAAACUGACAAUAUGACGCCGUUACCAAGCCAUGCUGGCUAGUUGGUUUCAUGCCCUGGUAUUUUAGCCAAACUAGUUUCUUUAAAGUGUUCAGAAGGAAACCUUCUGUGUGAUACCUUGUGCUAUUAAUUAGCAAUACUGUAAUUGAGAGUGAGAGGUGGGUAGUAAGACUGACUGCUAUGCAUGUAGUAUGUUGCAUUAUGUUUUAUGAAAUUGUAGUUUGCCAUUGUCAUAUGGCAUGAUAUUAAUAUGCUAUAUCUACAUCUGAGAAGGACAACUAGACAUGAAGGAAACAAAGCACUUGCAACGUCCGAAGUUCAAACAAUCUCACGUCCUGGUCAGUUUUGGCUGUGUCUGUGUCUUUGUUUAGGAAAAAAUGAAGGAACGUCAGAAGGAUUCAUAUAGUUUUCAUGAUACUGGCACUUACAAAGACAAGACCUCAAGAAACAACAGUGCGUGUUUACUAAAGAUUUUUAUACUGUCCUACAUCCUCUUGUAGCACUUUAUUGUUCUAAGCUGCAGGCAUCUCGAUCAGUCCAAAUGUAUGUUUGGUAAAUAUCGAUGUUUAUAUAUGUAGUUUUAUGGCUUUAGGGAUCAGUUUAUACUUCGAUCACUUGAUAAACUGAAGCAUUUUAUCACAUUCACAUCAAAGGGUGUUAUGUUUAGGUUACGAUCAUCUCUGUGAUACGAGUACAUGAAGAAGAAAGGCAGAUAUGUUUUUCCUAUUCACAUUUUGGGGUACCAUUCACCAUUCUGUUUACAUUUGACUUAGAGCAAGCAUAUCACUGGAGGCUACAGUACAUAUCAGAUCUGACCUUGAGUUGUUUGUUAUAGCCAAUGAAAACAGUAUUAGUGAGACUCUGAAAAACUUUGAAAAAAUAGGUCAGUUUAUUUUCACCUUUUUUAACUUUUUCAUAUUGACUUUAUUUACUGUAUAUUUUAUAAAUCUUAAUAUCGUAUCUAUUGUCACUUGUUUUAUUAGUAGUUAAUUUAUGAAAGUAUUUAAAGUUUAUGAAAUAUGCAAUCAGAAAAAAAGAGAGUGCAACCUUGCAUUAGAUAAUUUCUGCCUGUUGUGUUACACAUGCCAAAUCAGUGAGCUGUUGUCGGGUAGAAUUACUAAUGAAUAGCUACUAACACUGUAGAAAAAAAGUCACUGGUAGUAUUUUCACUUUUUUAUUCACUUUUUUACUCAUCUGAUUUUUUGUUUUUUUUGUCGUUGCACUUUGCAAGAACAAGUGAAGAAGCCAAUGUAAGGAUAUGCUUGUGUUAGCCACGUUUGACAGUUGUAUUUGCUUUCUCCAUCCAAACUGAUCUUGUAUGUCAGCAUUUGAGCUUGAAUGGAAAAAAAUCUACCGUGAACAAAUAAAACAAGAUACAUACAACUUGAA